Messenger RNA from Uranotaenia lowii, 801 nucleotides. Its product is annotated as transmembrane protein 256 homolog. Bases 119 to 640 code for a protein of 173 amino acids. The transcript is spliced from 3 exons. The record is from RefSeq and is a predicted model, not a curated record. NCBI's taxonomy places the organism in Eukaryota, Metazoa, Arthropoda, Insecta, Diptera, Culicidae.
GUUUGUUUUCUAGGAGUGUAUUCAAAUUAUCACCAAAGGAAAUUUGCGCUUGUGAAAAUCGUUCGACGAAAAGUUUUCGAAAGAUUCUUCAUAAUAAACUCAUAAAACAUUGUGCAUUAUGUACCUCAAUAACGCAAUAAAUUAUGUAUGUUUCGAUAAUCGUAUCGCUAAAGGCGUUUGGUCUGUUCUUUCCUCGAAAAACAAGUCUAGCACACUAGCAGCAAGCGAACAAGUGGCCAACCAGGGCAAAAAGUUGGUAGUUGAAGCUCUACCUUCGGUUUAUAAACUCCUGGGCCAUAACAGACACAUCCUGAAGUUGGCCGGACUGAGUGGUGUUACAGCCAUCAUCAUUGGCGGUAUCGGAGCGCAUACACAGUUCAAACCUGCUGACGAAAAAGAGCGCGAUCCGAAAAGUGUUUUCGAGACGGCCAACCGGUACCAUAUGUGGAGCUCCCUUGCCCUACUUGCGGCUCCAUUGGCUCGCAAACCCUAUCUGACCGCUACAUUCCUGGUAUCGGGUAUCACGAUGUUCAGUGGCGUAUGCUACUACAUCGCCUUUACCCAGGAUCGCAGGUUCAGUAAACUCGCUCCAGUUGGCUCGGUUAUGCUCAUUAUCGGAUGGCUUUCCUUCAUGCUUUAAGCAUAUAAGAGACAAUAGGGUUAUUUUUCACAGACUUUAAACUUUAACAACAUGUAAUCUGCCGCUGCCGGCAAGUCUGUCCCAUAUGCAAAAAUAACGAACCGAGAAAAACGUCUUUAAAGAUUUUAAUAAACUUUCGUGGAUUUCUCGGUUGAAACUUU